AUACAUAUAACAUGCUAAUAUAUACAUAUUGCAUGCUUGAAGUGAGGAACAUAUACAAAGAAUUAGAGAAGAUGAGAGAUAAAGAAAAGAGAGAGAUAAUUUGUACAUGACUAGCUUCAAAUCAUAUUGUAAUUUCUCCUAAAUAGUGAAGUUCUAAUCUCAUUCACUUGUAAAGUAGAUGUAUCCGAAUCGCGUAAAAUUCGGUCUCAUCUCUAUUUUUUUUUCUGCUCAUCUUUAUUUAUUUUAUUAUUAAUUCUUUACAUUAUUUUUUUACAAAAACAAAAUAUUUCAUACGCCUUAAAUAUUAAAUAUUAAAAAUAAUAUUUAAAGCAAUGGGCAAUGGCAAAAUCGUAAACGGCUUAUAUAAAGUGUGGGACUAGGGUUUGAGGGGAUACCUCCGUCAAUUUUCAGAGAGAGCAAGAGGAAGAGAGUAAGGGAGGGAAGAUGCCGGCGGGUCACGGAGUGAGGUCGAGGACGAGAGAUCUGUUCUCUCGGCCCUUCAGGAAGAAGGGUUACAUCGCGCUCACGACGUACCUCAGGACCUUCAGAAUCGGGGACUACGUCGAUAUCAAGGUUAAUGGCGCUGUGCACAAGGGAAUGCCACAUAAAUUCUACCAUGGUCGCACCGGCCGUGUUUGGAAUGUCACCAAGCGUGCUAUCGGCGUUGAAGUCAACAAGCAGGUUGGUAAUAGAAUAAUCAGAAAAAGGAUCCAUGUUAGAGUCGAACACGCACAGCCUUCAAGGUGCACUGAGGACUUCAGACUUAGGAAGUUGAAGAAUGACCAAUUGAAAGCUGAGGCCAAGGCAAGCGGUGAGGUUAUCAGCACGAAGAGGCAGCCGGAGGGUCCCAAGCCUGGUUUCAUGGUGGAAGGUGCAACCUUGGAAACUGUUACUCCAAUUCCAUAUGAUGUUGUCAACGAUCUCAAGGGCGGAUACUAGGUUAGCUGUUCUGUUGAUUUUUAAUCUACACCAGACUAGCUUAUGUGGAUGCUUGUCUUGUUGGUUUGCUUUAGAGAUUAAACUUUUCAAUGCAGCCCAGACAAAUCGUUUAUUUCUAGCGAUAAAAAUUGUCCUGUUUUUUUGAAAGGUUUUAGUUUUUACAGUGAAUGCGGGGUUAUAAAAUUUAUCUUGUAGAACUUUAGCUAGUUUGUUAUUGGAGCUCCUCGAGGGAAAGAUUUAAGCAUUCAAGUGGUUUUUAAGUA
Molecule: messenger RNA, 1202 nt
Organism: Malania oleifera
Lineage: Eukaryota; Viridiplantae; Streptophyta; Magnoliopsida; Santalales; Ximeniaceae
Product: large ribosomal subunit protein eL21z/eL21y-like
Exons: 2
Coding region: 445-939 (164 amino acids)
Biological process (GO): translation
Cellular component (GO): cytosolic large ribosomal subunit; ribosome
Molecular function (GO): structural constituent of ribosome
Source: RefSeq, a predicted model, not a curated record